CCAGCUCUGCGCAGUUUUUGUCUUGUUUGGCGCAUUUUGUCCCAUUUUCACUCAUACGGAAGGUAAACAUUCAACAAAUAUAUGAGUGUGCGUGAGAAUUGCAACUGGAGUAUAAAUUUAUGCUCCCGAUAAGAAGGCACAACAAGACCUGUCAAAUACCAUAUUGAAAAACUAUGAUGUCAUCCCUCUGGGUGGAAAGUGUUGUUGUCAAAAUCCUUCCUGGACUCUGGUCGGAAGUUCGUUUCGGUCCGCUCUGAGGUGGAAAAGUGGAAAACCCAUCAGAGGGAAAACUAACCGUUCCGUGGUGCGCGCUUCAUUUCGUGUAUCGCAGAAUGUUUAUUGUGACGGGAAGUUAAUCGGAUGCAUUUUUCGGCAUGAAAAUGGAACCGUUUUUGUUUUGAUCAGCUAGUGCGCGAUGGUUUUGUUUGUUUUCGAUCGAAGAAGUCUGAUGUCUGCGGAUGCAGUUUUCAAAUCUGACAGUUCGUGUUCGACAUUUGAAAAUUUUUGCUCCCCUCUUUUCGAGUGAGCACAGAAGAAUAUCUCGAGAGUGAAAAAGUUCUCCAUGUUUGAUUCGAGGUUCGGAUUUUAGGUGUGUUUAGGUGAAGAAAAUUGAAAUUUAAGCGGGUUUUUAGGGUGGAAAUUGUUGCCAAAGUGUGCAGAAAAUGUGCGGUGACAAUUUGACACCGAAUUUGGUUGUCGUGGGCGAGAGUUGAGGGCUGAAAUUACUGUUUGAAAAAGUACUUAUUAAUUAGGGCUCAGCCCCGAAAAGUGACGACCACCCACUGGAAGAAGAUUAGAAAGGAUAAUAAUUGGUGGAAGUGUAUAAAAAGCACUGACUUGGCUUGGAACUUUUACAUUGGGUUGAAUUGGAAGAAAAAUUGAGAAAUUCGUCGAGAUGGACGUGGAUUCGCCAAAUUCGCUGAAAAGAUGUUCCAGCGCCCCACAGAUAAACAAUUUACUGCCCUCGGCAGUUGUUGGCGUAAAUCAUCCCGUAGUGCCAAUGGAUGAAGGACAAUCACAACAGGACAAUUCCGUUGCGGGUUCAGGACAACAGACGUCCACACUGCGCCAGACUAAUCCCAUUAACAAUGGCAACAACAGCACCAAUAACAAUACUUUGUUCCUACAGCACCAACAUCAAUCUCCGAAUCAUCUUCAGUCGAUGUCGUCUUCCAGCGCUUCCAAUCUUCAUACCACCGGUUCAAUCAUACACAGGGAUCCUCCUCCAACUUCCUUUUCUAAUAUAUUCACCCGUACGCGUCGAUUCUCGGCCAGUUUUAGCCCGUUGGCGGUAAUGUCCAAUGGCAGUUCUAGUCCCAGCCGGUCCGGCAGUUGCACCCCGGGGCCCCGCCUAACGCCCCGGAUAUCCCAGCUGCGGCAGGAGGAAUGCGCCGACCUGAGCAAUAGCCGGGAAGUCAACCAUGAACGGGAAGUCCACUCGGCCAUGCAGAUGUCCCAGAGCUACGAAGACCUGACGCUGGUCACGGAGAAUUGGUCCUUCUCGUCCGGUGCCAAAAACAAUGACGACCUAGGCAAUCCGCUGCAUGUCGCGCUGCCCUCGAUUGGAACCAGCUACUGCUCUAGUCCUUCGCCCACCAGCCGUGGUGGUCUUGGGUUACAGUAUCCCACCACAUCGCCGUCGCCGACGAGGAAGUUUGUCACCCGGCGGUCGAUGUCGCCCUGCCCGAUCAGACCCAGCCCACUCAGCUCGUCAGUGAAGAGGAAGUUCGAUCUGGACGAUAACUACGGUAACUGCUGCUCUCCACCACCGCUGAAGAAAAUCUUCACAUCGGAGAGGGGUUCAUCACCGAGUUGUCAGACUCCUUCCCCGUCUCCAAUCUGCGCCAGUCCGGACUCUUCCACAGCAUCGUUCGAAAACGGUAGCAAUAACGCUUCCAGUAGCGGUCGAAUAACGCCAAAGUUCUUCGUCACUAAGUUGGCAUCCGGACAGCUUAGCUUACCCAGCAGCCUGACACCGAAUACGGGCGGAUCCCAUCCUGGUGGUGUUGCUGGACUCAACACAGCCAAUAGUGCCCCAACACUCCCUCUCCACACAGAUUCACCGCCUUCGUCCUCGUCCUCGUCGUCCCUGAUGAUGAUGGAUUGCGGAGUAAGCAGCAGUAGCGGAGUCCAUGUCCAAUCAGAUACAGCGGCCAAACGGCUCCCACUGGAUGCCACGGUCAGUAGCUCAGCUGGGGAAGCUAAAAUUGACUGCGAUGAAGACAUUACCGAUUUGAAUGCCGUGGCCAGCAGUUCCAGCAUGGCCACAACAGAGUCUUCCGAGGCAAUGAUGGAGGAAGUCCUGAAGACAACCCGAGCCCUGGAGGAGCGAACAGAGUCUGAGCUUCUGGACAGUAGCAGUAGCGUGAGCAAUAGUCAUAGGCUUAGCACCGGAAGCAUUAGUAUUGCUAGCAAUGAUAACAACAGCGAAAGCAACAGUUCUCUCUGCCCGUUGGCGUUCGGGCCGGGUGUAAUAGCCAGUGCGGGGGCAACCAAUGGAACUGGAACAUACCUGCCAAGCAAUAUCGAAAUCGCUGAGACUUGAACGGGUUUGACUAAAGAGAGUGUUCCAAUAAUCUGCUGGGACAAAAGUACACACAUACAUAGAGCAUCCCACAAGUAUCACACACCCACACCAUUACACGCUUAGGAAAACCGAAGAACGCUUCGUUUUCCAACUUAGUUUCUCUUCUCUUUACUUUUGUAUAGGUAGCUUAGCUUUAGGGCCAUCGGAAAUUAUUUUUCCGUUUCGAAUAUAAGAGGGACGAACCUGCGUGUCUAAUACCAUUGUUUCGAGAGUUGUUACAUACUAAAUGUAGAUAGUUGGUAGACAAAACCUUAGGAUGAUAUUCACAUUCAAAGCACACAAUACACAUACGCGACAUAACUACAGAAACCAAACUAGAUCGUUACAGAACCAGUUUAGAAUGCACUUUGGAAUAGUUAUGCACUGCAGAAACAAAAGUUGUCCCCUCGAGUGGCAUUUAUCAUGUCGACACACCCAAAACUCACAUAUCUCACAGGAAACAGUUUCCCCAAAAGAAUAGCGGAAAAGUUAAUGGCUUUUCGGUCGAAAAAACUGAAACCAGUAACGCCAAUAACCCCACAACAAGCACUGCAUAUUAUAUUUACCAUUUCACACUAAUAGAGUACAGUUUCAUCAAUACCAAAUGAAUGAUAAUCGAUAACGGAUCCUGCAUAUAGUUGAGACAUACGAAUUGCUGCUAUAGCCCUUCGAUCCCCAAUUGAAGAUGAUUCUCAGAAAAUGCACAAUAUAAUAGGAAAGCAAUAAAAACAUGUACGCUAAUUGUAUAAAAAACAAGCGGCCCCUAGUGCCGCAAAAUUGUGGAAAAGUGAUGGAAACAUUUUGCACUUCAAGUUUUUUUUCGAUUAAUUCGUUUGUUGUUCUGUGAUGAUGUUCAUUUGUCUCGUGUUUCCGUGUUUUUUUUUUCGCCUCAAUCACGUUUGGUGCGAAAAUUGUCGAAAAGUUUAGUUUUAGUAGCAGCCGGGCUUUAGCUGCCCCUGCAGUGGCAGGGUUUGAGAAUGAAAACGGAAAAAUUCUCUUCGUUUAGUUGUUCAGAAUUCAAUUUACCGAAUGUCGUUCUUUCUUAUGAAUAACCGUAAUUGAGGAAAAUAAAUUUAACAUUGUGUAUGAAUUUAAUCCAACCUAGAGUUAGAGUUAGUUGAAUUAAACAAAGUGAUAAUAAAGUAAAAUACGUGAAUUU
Aedes aegypti (yellow fever mosquito) is the source of this 3725-nucleotide messenger RNA. RefSeq lists its product as uncharacterized. The record is from RefSeq and is a predicted model, not a curated record. Bases 896 to 2545 code for a protein of 549 amino acids. Gene Ontology annotation, molecular function: protein serine/threonine phosphatase inhibitor activity. NCBI's taxonomy places the organism in Eukaryota, Metazoa, Arthropoda, Insecta, Diptera, Culicidae. The transcript is spliced from 4 exons.